This is a messenger RNA of Penicillium oxalicum, 2121 nucleotides long. RefSeq names its product tyrosine/serine/threonine protein phosphatase PPS1 (gene pps1). Gene Ontology annotation, biological process: protein dephosphorylation; nuclear DNA replication. The record is from RefSeq and is a predicted model, not a curated record. The transcript has 5 exons. NCBI's taxonomy places the organism in Eukaryota, Fungi, Ascomycota, Eurotiomycetes, Eurotiales, Aspergillaceae. Bases 1 to 2121 code for a protein of 706 amino acids. Gene Ontology annotation, molecular function: protein tyrosine/serine/threonine phosphatase activity.
AUGGCCACCGUCGUGGUUCAACAGCAACAUGCGUUGCAACACUCGACUCCUCCACCCUCCCCAAUUCCUGCGGCACUCGCGAUUCCCCGCAGAGCCAGCCCAAUUCCCAACAAACAUCUGCCCGUCUGCCCACCGGGCCCGUCACCUCUAGUGGAUGCUCCCUCUUACGACUCUUGGGAAUCCCAUGCGGCGCAUGAACAGACCUCCUCGCUUCUAUCCCCGCCUACCGGGUUUGUUGCCCAUUCGCAGUCCCAGUCACCCUCGAUCUACGCCAUCGAUGCGGAGACCCUGGCCGCAGCACUUCAUCACCAGGCAGCGCAGCCAUUGCCAGAUCCCUCGCAGAUGUUCCCAUGGCUACAUGGACUGCAUCCUGACAACCGCCUCCAGACGGGAUUCUUUGCAAAUCGCAAACGCGGCUUGCGCCGCACCCCCAGGUGCUGGCGAGGGAUCACCAUUGUCAAACUGGGAGGCGAUCUGAGUCGGUCACGGAUCAAGGGUGCUGUGCCCGCUCACGAGGUCAUCACCCCCUCCGGGCGAUUCUUAAUGGCAGACCCCCCGGAAGGAUUCUCGGUGCGAAAUUUCCAGAUUCAGACGGCGAAAUUGGCCGCCAUGUCCGAUAUCGUGGUCUAUGCCGAGGAUGGCGAUUGCAGAUCCGAGCUUUUGGCGCUAGCGGAGGACUUUGUGACAGCGCAGCAGGCGUGGCGGAUGAAGCACGAUGCCGCCCAGGAGCGGCCUGCCUACAACACUUUUGUCUUGACCAGUGAGCUUCCCGCGUCACCCGUCAUGUCUUCUCAUCGUGAUCGCACCGCAGAGGCUGAUUCCUUUGAUCCAGGUAGCUUUGCCGAGUUCGAAAAGGGACACCCCGACCUCGUCGCAAUGGAUAGUAACGGCCUGAAUACCGGCAAAGUCAUGGACUUGUUGCAUUGGGAGCGAUCUGAAAUGCGCAGCAUGUCUCGGGCCUCGGAAAUCUCCAGGAAUGUCUUCCUAGGGCCAACUCCUGAGUACAUACUGAGAGGCCACACGCGCUCAUCCCAAAUGGACGAGCGUUAUGACCUGUUAAUCGAAGCCAGUGAUACAGCUAACAUUCCUGGCCCUCGUCUGCUGGGUAUGAUCGACAGGCAGCUGGAAGGCGGUACUCAACGGAUGGAAUUUCCGUCGUCCGGCUCGAUUGUACUCCCAUCCGGUCACACCAGGGAGGUGGAAGACAUUGUCAACACCAUUCGAUGGAUCUACUACCUCGCGAAUCCGGACCUUCCGGCUGAGACGGCCGACGGAGAUGGCGAGACAGCGACGGGCCACGAGGCAAAGAAAGCUCGUCGGGUCUUGAUUCACUGUGCUGACGGAUACACCGAGAGCUCAUUGCUCGCCAUUGCAUACUACAUGUUCGCUGAAGGUGUUCCUGCCCCAGAAGCCUGGCUCCAGCUGCAUUGCGACAAAAAGCGGAAUUUCUUCACAUAUCCUACAGACGUCGCGCUUUUGAGUCACGUCCAGACACGCCUUUUGCAGGAAAGCCCGGCCACCGAAUCCGUCGACACAUCUUGCAUCUGGGACCCGGACUGGUUCUUGAAGAUGGACGGCUCUUUGCCAAGCCGGAUCUUGCCGUACCUAUACCUGGGGAACCUGAAUCAUGCGAACAAUCCCGAUUUGCUAAGAGCCCUGGGUAUUCACCGAGUGCUGAGUAUCGGAGAAGCGGUCUCCUGGAGUCUCGAGGAACGCUCGAGCUGGGGCAGUGAGAAUCUCAUGUUUAUCCACAAUGUCCAGGACAACGGUAUUGAUCCUCUGUCGGAAGAGAUUGACCGAUGUCUCGAAUUCCUUCGUCAAGGCAAGGACAAUGGGGGCGCGACGCUGGUGCACUGCCGAGUGGGGGUUUCCAGAUCCGCCAGUAUCUGCAUUGCUGAGGUGAUGGCCUCGCAGGGGCUGUCUUUCCCUCGUGCCUAUUGCUUCGUCCGCGCCAGGCGCUUGAACGUGAUUAUUCAGCCGCAUCUUCGUUUCGUCUAUGAGUUGUUGCAAUGGGAGCAACUCCAAAAGCAGAAGCGUGGCCUCCCGUCCAAACGUGAGCUGGAGUGGACGACUGUGUGUCGCGAGAUCGCUCUGCUCAAUAAGCCAUAUGCGCGGACGUAG